CAACACUACUAUAUAACAAAUAAUUUGAGGCAUGUCCAACAGUGUCAAGACAAAGUCAGACAAUGUACUUUAUCUCAGCGAUGUCGUCUCAUCUAAGGAAAACAAUCUUGGUGUGAUAAUAGAAAUGCCAGACUCUGACUCUGACGAGGAUACUGAUGACGAGGGGUUGCCUAAAGAAGCUGCCAUGGUGUCCUGGUACCCCAGUGGUGAAGAAGAGAUACUAUUCCAGAAAGAUCUAGCCCUGAAAUCACGGGUCUUAGACCCAGGUAUGGGAGUAGAGCGGUCAGGUGACUUCAGAAGUGGUGUUCUGCUCGACAUUACUGCUAACUGCUCCGUCAAGCUGGUCGGCACUAAUGUUAAAGUGUCCAAUGUUCCUGGAAAUAUACUCACUCCUUGGAAUCUGCACUACCACGAGCCGAAUGUAGUGUACGGAUCCUGGCUGGGCUACAUCCUCCAGCUCCAACAGACCCUGGUAGUUGGUCUGAAGAGUGGUGCACGUGUUCUCAUGAAGUUUGACACUGCGCGCCACAUGGAGGACAGCAAAUUUAGCGAGAUAUCACCCUACUACAGUGGUACAUGGUACGUGGGUCAGAAGCUGGAGGGCAAGGCAAGGUGGUUCAAGCGUGCCACUUUGUUGUCUGGGACUAUGCCCGUGUUCAAAACUCUGAAACAGAAAGUCAAGGGAGUCGUCCUGGAGGCAAUACUGACAGGGAUAGAAGUUGAGUGGAUAAUGCAUGGUUUCAUGAACACUAAGAAACAGCCUGACCCUCCUCCUUCACUCAUUACUGGAGAACACAUGCUCAGCAAGAUACGUGUAUUUGAGAGGUACCAACAGAGGUUCCUAACAAUAGGAUUACCGGCUCUUCUGAAGAUUCCUCCCAAGUACAACAUUCAGGCGCUACUUAAGGAGCUAGAAAGUACUGGAGGGAGGUUACCAGACCUGGUAGUAACGGGGAUUAAGGAGACUCCUAUACACCAGUGCAUGCAACAAGAACCACCCGUGAAACUAUCAGACAACAAUGUGUCAGAGGAGAAGAACUCGCCCUCUUCUCUGGAGAGUUCCUCAAACCUCAUGUACGAAACAAGAAUAGACGAGAAGACCAGCGCGGAGGUUGCCAAGGUGGAGAAGCAGCUGGAGUUAGAGACAGGUUGUGAGGAGACAGGACCUGAUAGUCUCUCAACUGAGACAGAGGAGACACAGGAUGAGAACAGCAAACAGUCUGGCAUAUUUGAUAAACUUGCUAGAGUGGGCGAUGUCUCAGGAGACACUGAUUCAGAGGAUGAGAGUGAGGCCGAGGAGGAAGAGGAGGAUCCUGACAUCAACAACUCUUCAAGUGAGCAGUCAGACAGUGGUCUGGAUGACAGUCUAGAAACAAACAAAGAUAAGGAGGAGAAUAAGGAGGAGACCAACCAGGAACGCAACACUCCUGAUAUCAACAACACUAAUCAGGUCACUGGAAAGCCUAGUAAGAGGUUGAUAAAGCGAGUACGGUCGAGAAAUACUAGAAACUCGAGGUGGUGCAGCAACAUAUCUCCCAAAGGGCCGAUAGAAGUUAAGGGGCAGUACUUGGUAGAGAUUGUCGACGCUACGUACACCGGAAAGGUAUUGUGGGAGGAUGGUAGCCAGGAAGAUGUACCGUGUACCGAACUAAACCAGAUCGACCACUUAGACGACCACGCCCACAUGCCUGGGUACUUUGUUAAUAAAGUGGGAAACAAGGACGAGCUAGCGGUGGUUUCCAAGUAUAGCUCUAAGGAUAGGACCUGUACUGUUCACUGGCUUGAUAGCGACAAGCGAGAGGAAGAAGUCAGUGUAUACUCCCUGGAAUACAACCAAAAGUAUGAUUUUAACCCCAUGGACAUCAUUGUGUGCUUAGUGGAGUGUUCUCACAGCUCCAUCGGUCAAAUCAUUUGCGUUACUGAAACUGGAAAGUUACUUGUUCACUGGACGGACGGAGCAAUAUCCGCUAUAACCCCCGAUAAGUGCGUCCACCUAGCCUCGUCUGACACUGACUACGAGGACAUAUCUGAAGAAGACUACGCGGAGGCAGAUGAUGAUGACAGCAGCUGGAUGACGGCUGAUAGUGACUUUUUCUCUGAUCAUGAGGAUAAAGAAACGGCAGAGAAAACUGCCGACGAUGGUAAGGAGCCCUCCGGAGACGAGUUUCAAGACGCAUCGUCUGCAGAUCCUGCUCUGACAAACCCACAAACGGGAAUACCAUGUUUGGGGGCCGAUUUUUUUGGUAAGGAAGUACUGUCCGCAGUGUCCGGCGAACUGAAUUCCGGACCAGAUCAACUGGCAGAGAAAGGCAGUUCUGAUGCUGUCGUUGUAGAGUAUGAUUCUUUAAUCGCAGAGUCUGAAGCUCCUAUCGUGGAGUGUGAUAAUGUCCUCACUGAGCCCCAAGAUCAGAAAUCACUGGAAGAAGAGAAGAAGAAAGUUUUGGAAACAUUAGAAAAAGGAGGAGAAUUUGUCAGACAAGCUUCUUCCGACUCUCAGGAUGGACAGCCAGCCACCACCCAAGCAAGGAAGCGGUUCAGAAACAGCAAGACAAGUUACUCCAACCCUGAACCAGUUGAGAUGUGCGAACCUUUGGAGUUGUCGGCCGUGAUGCAGGAGCACGCCAGUAUCAUCAGCCAAAGUUUCAAGACAAUUCCGAACUGUCCGGACUCCCACAACUACUAUUUCCACUCACAGCCGGGGAACUACCAGCGAGCAUUUCUCUCAGCUGUUAGAAAGGAUAUCAAGCUUAUCAGCAGUAGUUUACCUGAUGGCAUCUGGGUCAGAGCUUACGAGGAUCGAAUGGAUCUAAUGUCGUGUCUGAUAGAGGGUCCAGUGGACACGCCCUACGAGGGAGUCCUGUUCGUGUUUGAUAUCCAGCUCCCCAGUACCUACAGUGCCUCCCCUCCUCUCCUCCACUUUGUGGCUUACAGUCAGACUAAACUUAACCCUAACCUCUACCCUCUUGGCAAGGUGUGUCUAAGCUUACUCGGUACAUGGACCGGUAAAGGAACAGAACAGUGGACUAAAACAUCCAACUUACUUCAACUUUUCAUUUCUAUCCAGAGUCUUGUUCUUAACUCUACUCCUUAUUAUAAUGAGGCAGGUUUCACAAAGUACAAGGACACUCAGAGUGGAGAGAAUAACGCCAAACUUUAUAACGAAAUGGUCAUCUUCAAAAUAUUGGAUCACCUGGUGAAGAUGUACAACUACCCUCACCCAGCAUUUGAGCAAGAGAUCAGAUCUUACUACACUGUUAACAUUCCCAGGACUCUUCAGCGAUACCAGAAGUUCAUUGAAUGUUCUCAGAACAACACCCCCGAGCUGUGUAAUAUCACCUACCCUCUCCUCCCCCUCUCUAAAGGUGUUAUCCCGUGCGUCACCUCCCUUCUCAACCCUCUCAAGAUAAUAUCCGCUGCUGAUCAGAUCUUUAAACCCCAGACUAUUUUUGAUGUGGUCGCCAGUUCAGAAAUCAGGGGUGAAGUUGAGGACUCAGUUGAUCUUACUGAGAACAAUAAUAAAGCCACUGAUCAGUCUGAAGACAGUGCUAACUACGGUGCUCCGAGUUUGGGAGACGUUCCUGUCCGAGUUUCCACUAAGUAUGACCCUGGCCCACCUCCGAUGGAGAUGAUAGGGGGAGAAAGUAGUAUACUGCUAUAUAGGGGGAAUGGUGAGAACUAUGAUUUAGUUACAAGUCAACCUGAGACUUCAGAUUCUAAGUCUGAAGAGUUUUUUGUCUAGUUUUAAUGUGAUUUAAAAAGAGAGAGGUGGCCAAAAGAGUCAGAAACUUGGAAGAGCAUAAUUUUUAACAAUAUUUGCUGGAAAGUCUUAAGUUCGACAAUAUGUUUUUGGGCGCAAGUGGACGAACAAAUGAUGUUCCACUAUUUUCAGGAAGCUAAAUCUGUCCCAAUUUGUUCAGAACUCAUUUUUGGUGACAAAGAUUGUGCUGUAUUUGUAUUAUAGCGGAACCAAUAUGUCACAAGCUUGGUGUAGUGUGUUUCAGCUAGGCUUUUUUAUUACAAUUUUCGACAUUUUUGUUUAUGGGUUAUGUAAGUAUAUUACGAUUAUUAGUUUUGUUGAGUCUGUAAAGUUUGAACGAAUUUAAGUUUUAAUUGAAUAAUUGUGCAAUUUGCAUUAAUGAUUUGAUUUUGAGUGCGAGAGUCUUGACCACUUAUUUAGUAACUAAGAAAAGAUUUUUGUUUAGUUCAAUUUUGAAUUGCCCCAAACUUAAUUACUGCUAUUAGGAAAUGUAUUAAAAACCUUCUGUACAUUUGAUUUAUCUUAUUUUUUCCUUCUCAUGGAUGUUUAAAAUGACAUUGAAAAUAAUCUCAUUUUUAACAAUCUUCACUGUGGCGGAGAGUUAAUAAUUAACAAAUUCAUCAGAAAACGCUCUGUAUUGAAAUUGAUUAUUGGAAUUUUAAAUUUCAUGAUUUAAUGAUAUUGUUUUGUAAAAAUAAACUGUUUUUAUGUUUUAUUUGUUUAAAUG
Bolinopsis microptera is the source of this 4484-nucleotide messenger RNA. Its product is annotated as (E3-independent) E2 ubiquitin-conjugating enzyme UBE2O-like. Gene Ontology annotation, molecular function: ubiquitin conjugating enzyme activity. The transcript is spliced from 26 exons. The coding region runs from base 32 to 3739 and encodes 1235 amino acids. Lineage: Eukaryota; Metazoa; Ctenophora; Tentaculata; Lobata; Bolinopsidae. The record is from RefSeq and is a predicted model, not a curated record.